Oppiella nova is the source of this 602-nucleotide messenger RNA. The record is from the annotation of a GenBank genome assembly. Lineage: Eukaryota; Metazoa; Arthropoda; Arachnida; Sarcoptiformes; Oppiidae.
CGCCCUUUUGGCGUAUAAUUUGCAUAAACAAAGUGCUAAAAACAUUGCAUUUAAUUCUAACUAUUUAUUCAAUUUAAAGCACUGUUACUAAUGAUUAGUUGCCUAGGACCUAUUAGAUUUAUUUUUGUAUCAAUUUAUAUAUAGUUGUCUAUUAUAGUGACAAAUCCAGUCAUUGUUUGUAUGAAUUAUAGUUAUAUUAAUAGUGAAAACCACUGAAUAUCUCAACAAUGACUCCAAUGUUUCAAUCGAUUCCCAAAAACCGGACUUUUUGUCCACAUUUGCAGACAUUUGCCCGGAAUUUGCAUUUAUUUCGGGCGAAUAAGUGUCUGAAGAUCAAUGGAACCGUUGGAACCAAUAGAAGAUAUCUCAGCAAACAAUCCAUUUAUUUCGCCGACACUUUGGAUCCCAAAGAAUCGAAAUUUGACAAAAUAUUGGUCGCAAACAGAGGAGAGAUCGCCUGUCGAGUGAUUAAGACGUGUCGACAGAUGGGUAUCACAAGUGUUGCCAUUCAUAGUGACAUCGACUCCAAUGCUCUUCACGUACUGAUGGCCGACGAGUCUUAUUGUGUGGGAAGCGCCGCCUCUAAAGACAGUUACCUCAAC